AGCGCGCCUUCUCCGCGCACGAAUCGGCCGGCGAGCGCGACGCCUCUGCUCGACUCGAGCAGAGUGACGUCAUGCUGACGUCACGAUGAUGUCAGCGAUGUCUUUUCUUUAGAAAAAUAAAUCCCGAAUACAUGUUUUAUACAUAGUAUAUACCCUGCCCUGUGGACCCCACAUGUCAGUGAAACAAACCUUUUCGCAUAUGAAUUUCCUGUAAGAAAAUAAAUGGAGAAAAACCAAGAAAAUCUAGGGUUCAUCAGAAUAGUUUUUUUUCACCUUUUAAUCCUGAAUUUGAUUUUCAACCAUGCAUAGCUUUAUCAUUUUAGCUCCAAAUUAGGUGAUUCUUUUUCCUAAAAUCUCCUAAAAUCAUGUUCUAUCAUCUCAUGGUGUUUAUUUGUGUUGGGAUCUUAGCUUCUUAGAUGCCCAAACAGUAAGCAUGAAUAGUAUGAAAAUGGCAAUGAAAGUAGGCACUUAAUUCUCCAGUAAUAAUCAGAAAAUUCAACCCUUUACACUGUGGAGAGAGGGGGCUAUUUAUACCCCUAUCCCUCGGCCAGGUUUUCCUCAAUUGCCCCCUUCCAACUCAUUUACAGCUCACUUACAACCGGUUUCGGGGUAAAAUUACAAGGUUGGAGGUGUACAAAUCUGACCUUCUCACGUAUUCAGGUGUACAAACCCGACCUUCUCACGUAUUCACGUUUUACACGCACGCUUACACCCGACAAAGGUCUUCGUUUCCUUCGGGGUACUUCGGGGGUCACGGCCCCGAAGGUUCUGUCUUCGAGCGAUCAGCCGUCACCUUCGUUCCCGAAGGCAAUCCCCUUGGUCCCGAAGGUCCUGGUCUUUAAGCUUGUGCUUCUGAGUGACCAUUCGUCACCUUCGGCCACCCGAAGGUGAGAUCCUUCAUUCGUCGUGGGUCUUGGUCUUUAAGCUUGUGCUUCUGAGUGACCAUCUGUCACCUUCGGCCACCCGAAGGUGAUAUCCUUCAUUCAUCGCGGGUCUUAGUCUUUAAACUUGUGCUUCUGAGUGACCAUCUGUCACCUUCGGCCACCCAAAGGUGAUAUCCUUUAUUCAUCGCAGGUCUUGGUCUUUAAGCUUGUGUUUCUGAGUAACCAUUCGUCUCCUUCGGGACCCGAAGGUGAGCUCCCUGGCCUGGGCGAUCUCGGGAGUGACCGUCACCCCUCGGGUAUGCUCGCCUUCCUUCGUUGGAGCCCUGCAAACGAGUUAGGGAGCAUUUCCGAGGGUGGGAACCUAUCCGAAGGUCCAAUCCCCAACAAUUUGGUUGUUUAUUGCUGUUUAUUUGGUUCUUUUGCAUGUGUUGUCGUUCGUCCGAUUCACGUAGACAACAAGAUGUUCGUAACUGUGCCAGACGCCGAGCUAAUACUUAAGAAUAUGAACAAUCAGCAGCAAGACAAGCACCUCCUUGAUCAUUUUUUGCUCAUAUAUGAAUUCCUAAGCCUACAAAUAUAUGCAUGCGAUGAUGAUUUUUAUGAGUCCGAAUGUUAUUUUAUGUCGGGUAGACACGUCCUACUUCAAUGCAUUUAUCUUCCUUGUUAUUUUGUACCCCUUUUAUACCUUGUUACCCUAAGGUUAUGGGUUACUUGCGUAGUUCCGUCACAUGCUUAGUUGGCUUAGUAUUUGCGCAAUAGUCAAAUAGCAUCACAUGGGUUGUUUUCUUUUAAAGAAAAUAUACAUUUAUGUGGUUGUUUUUAAAAGGAUAAAAACUCUAUGGUAGAUGAGGGUGAAUAUAUGGUCUAGCGGUUAUGAUGGUACGAGGAUGAAGAAAAAGAAUGUGGAUAGAAAAAAAAUGGUAAAAUGGAUGAUGGAUAUGGCUUGGUACUGUAUGUGUUUUCGGCGCAUUUUAGGGAUUUAUCACCCGUGUCAAAUUAAGGACCGGUAAUUGGCACUAUUCUAGCCAAGUAUUACAGUGCAACCAUAUGACUAAAUGGGCACUGGCUUUAACUUAUUAAGUCAGUUGGCCCCGAGAGGAUGCUACCGCCCGAGUGCUCGAGGAGUUCGUUGGCGUCGGGGUAGCUAACCCGGGCAGAUGUACGGAGCCGAGAAACUCCUACAGUCUGUCGAGUAGCAUAUCUUGGAUCUAGUUGAUGUAACGGCUUUGUCAUGUUAGCUUGUCGACACAUCUAAGGGAUUGUGUAAAUGCGCCUUGGCUCCGCACUGGCAUCAAAGCGAUACAUGACGUAUGGGUAAAGUGUACAACUUCUGCAGAGUGUAAAACUAUUCGAAUAGUUGUGCUCACGGUCAAGAGCGCUUGAGCUAGUCGCCGGUUUUAGAGCUUUUGGUUUGAAAAUUUGGAAUGGGAACUGUUUGGAAACACUUGCACCGGUUCAAAGGUGGUGGACCGAUAUAGAUGGUCAAAGGACCGCGAAAUGGGAAAUAGGGAGUCAUGAUUGGUGAUGUCGGUCUGUUUUGUAUAAAACAAAAUAUUUUCAAAAUUAAGCGUACGAAGAUACACUCAAAUAAAAUGCAGUCUAGUGCUAGUGAACCAGUCAGCCUUCCUUGAUUAACCAUGCAUUAUUAUAGAAUUUUUGAUAUACACCCGAAAUCUUGUGAGUACAAAAUUGUACUCACUCUUGUUGCUAAAAUUUUAAAAUCCAGAGUUCGAAGAAGAGCCGCCUCAGUUCAGUUCCUUGCCGAGGGAUACGGGUUUUUGACGUUGGUUUUUUUAGAACUAACUUCCAGUCAGUUGCUUGUGGGAAUGGUGAGGCACAUUACUGUAGGAUGGAAGUCCUAUAUUUCUAUUUGCUUCUGCUACAAAUUAUAUAUGCUCUGAUUAAAUUUUAAUGUUACUAACAAGUUUUGAGUGCAGUUGUGAUACCGGUACUGUUGUGCGUACAAGUAUAGUAAAGCAUAAUGGGAACCUGGUAUUUGCUAGCCCGGGGCCCACACUCAUCCUGAAUUCCUGACCAGCAGCGAUCGCUAAACAAUGGCGGCGGCAGGCCCUAUAAAAAGGCCAGCUCCUCGCCGUCUCGGAGCCACGCCACCACCGAGUCUUCCUCCGGUCAACACUAGUAUCUUAGUGCCCCGCGUAGUGCUUACUCCACUUGGUAGUUCGCUCCUCUUCUCCCAGUGGAGGUGAGGCGAUGGCCUCGGCGGCAGCUUCCAGUGGCUUCCGACGCAGGGGCCGCGCUCUGCUCUCGCUCCUGGCGCUGGCGCUCCUGCUGAUGAGCUCGGCGCGGCGCGGCGCGGCCAGCCCCAGCAGGAGGCUCAUGGAGCUCUACAGGCCGCCCGCCGGCGACAUGCUGAGGUACCACGACGGCGCCGUUCUGAGCGGCGACGUCCCCGUCUCCGUCCUCUGGUACGGCCGCUUCACGCCCGCGCAGAAGGCCGUCGUCACCGACUUCCUCCUCUCCCUCUCCCCCGCGCCGCGGGGCCCGGCGCCCCCCGCCCCGUCCGUCGCCCAGUGGUGGGGCACCAUCAACCGGCUCUACCUCUCCAAGGCGGCGGCCGUAGGCAAGAACGGCGCCGCCGGGAGAGCGCGGGUGGUCCUGGCCGGGCAGGUCUCCGACGAGGCGUGCUCGCUGGGGAAGAGCCUGACGCUGUCCCAGCUCCCGGCGCUCGCGGCCGCGGCGCGCCCCGCCGCCAAGGCCGGCGGCAUCGCGCUGGUGCUCACGGCGCAGGACGUGGCUGUGGAGGGCUUCUGCGCGAGCCGGUGCGGGCACCACGGGUCGUACGGCGGCGGCGGCGGCGGCGCCCGCGCGGCGUACGCGUGGGUGGGGAAUCCGGGCGCGCAGUGCCCCGGGCAGUGCGCGUGGCCGUUCCACCAGCCGGCGUACGGGCCCCAGGCGCCGCCGCUGGUGCCGCCGAGCGGGGACGCCGGCAUGGACGGCGCGGUGAUCAGCGUGGCCGGCAUGGUGGCCGGCGCGGUGACCAACCCGUUCGGGGACGGGUUCUACCAGGGCGACCGCGGCGCGCCGCUGGAGGCCGCCACGGCGUGCGCGGGCGUCUACGGCAGCGGCGCCUACCCCGGGUACGCGGGGCAGCUGCUGGUGGACGCGGCGACGGGGGCCAGCUCCAAUGCGCACGGCGCGCGCGGGAGGAAGUACCUGCUCCCGUCGCUGUACGACCCCGGCACGGGUGAGUGCGCCACCUUGGUCUGAGAGGACAGAGGAGGACCCGUGUCUUGGCAGCAGGCAUCCGUCUCCGUGGAUGAUGUGAUUGUAUGCCAGGUGGUGUGUAUACUAGUUUGCGACGGUCCCGAGUGAUGGCGUGUUGUUAAUAAGUAUAUACUUGGAGUCCAAAAACCAACAGGAUGGUAGAACCGUAUAAAAUGUGAAGUGCUCUGUUCCAGGAA
Molecule: messenger RNA, 4306 nt
Organism: Panicum virgatum (switchgrass)
Lineage: Eukaryota; Viridiplantae; Streptophyta; Magnoliopsida; Poales; Poaceae
Product: protein PHOSPHATE-INDUCED 1 homolog
Exons: 1
Coding region: 3096-4112 (338 amino acids)
Source: RefSeq, a predicted model, not a curated record